Messenger RNA from Capsicum annuum, 2506 nucleotides. Its product is annotated as putative transcription elongation factor SPT5 homolog 1. Lineage: Eukaryota; Viridiplantae; Streptophyta; Magnoliopsida; Solanales; Solanaceae. Gene Ontology annotation, cellular component: DSIF complex. Gene Ontology annotation, biological process: regulation of DNA-templated transcription elongation; transcription elongation-coupled chromatin remodeling; transcription elongation by RNA polymerase II. The record is from RefSeq and is a predicted model, not a curated record. Gene Ontology annotation, molecular function: mRNA binding.
AUUGAGAAGCCGAAGGGAUCCAUUUGAUAGGCCCAACCUCAACGCCCCUCCAUUAGCCUAUACAUCCGGAGAAACUGACCGAUUCCAUUAGCCUAUACAUCCAGAUAAACUCACCGAUAUUGCAUCAUAAUCUGUGUGGAUUUUGUAACCUCCGCGUAACUCGACAAAACUCGACUAUGGCGCGGCAACAUGACUACGACGAUGAUGUGGACCAAGAGGAGGACGUGUAUGGAGAAGACGAGGAAGAAGAAGAUGAGGGUGAUAGACGGAAGCGGCGUAGAUCAAAUUUUAUUGAUGAUGAUGAUUAUGGCGGUGGCAGUGGUAGACGACGCCCUAGAAGCAGGACUGCUUCGGAAUUUUUUGACCUCGAAGCUGUUGUCGAUAGUGAUGAUGAUGAUGAGGAAGAUGAAGAAGAUGACGAUAUUAUAGUACAUAGUGGAGCAGAGAUACCUGAUGAAGAUGGUGCCAAACGUGAAUAUCAUCACCGGCUGUUGCCGUAGGAGGACCAAGAAGAAGACCUUGAGGAGCUUACUAGAAGUAUUCAGAAAAGAUAUGCGAGGUCAGCUCAUGAGGAGUAUGAUGACGAAGCAACAGAUGUUGAGCAGCAAGCUUUCUUGCCAUCUGUCAGGGAUCCAAAGUUGUGGCUGGUGAAAUGUGGGAUUGGUCAGGAGAGGAAUGUUGCAGUUUGCCUAAUGCAAAAGGCAAUUGAUAGACCCGAAUUGCAAAUUCGAUCAGUUGUAGCGCUUGAUCAUCUUCAGAACUAUAUAUACAUAGAAGCUGACAAAGUAGGCUAUGUGAGGGAGGUAUGUGAAGGCAUGCACAAUAUAUAUGCCGCUAACAUAAUACUGGUUCCCAUCAAAGAGAUGACUGAUGUUCUUACGGUUGAAAGCAAAGCGGUUGAUCUUGCCAGGGAUUCUUGUGUCAGAAUGAAGACAGGAACUUAUAAGGGAGACCUUGCAAUGGUUGUCCGUGUAGAUGAUAUGGGCCAGAGAGUCUGUGUAAAAUUAAUUCCGAGGAUCGACUUACAGGCUCUUGCAAACAAGUUGGAAGGUAGGGAUGUUCCAAGAAAUGAGGCAGUUAUCCCUCGACCACGCUUAAUGAACAUUGAUGAAGCUAGAGAGAUGAAUAUUCGUGUGGAGCGUAAGCGAGACACAUGGACAGGUGACUCUUUUGACAUUAUUGGACGUAUGUCAUUCAAAGAUGGUUUCUUGUAUAAGACAGUGGCAGUGAAAUCAAUCAGCACUCAGAACAUUCAUCCAACUUUUAAUGAACUCGAGAAAUUCUGCCAACUUGGUGAGGGUGGAAAUGGGGAUAUUGCUAGUGGAUCCACUUUGUUUGCAAAUAGGAAAAAGUGUCGUUUUAUGAAGGGUGAAUGUGUUAUUGUGAUUAAGGGGGAACUCAUGGACAUGAAAGGCCGUGUUGAGAAAGUUGAAGAAGAUAUCGUUCAUUUCAGACUAGAUCAUGAAGACCUUGCUGGAACUCUGGCUUUUAGCGAGAGAGAAUUACACAAGUACUUUGAGCCUGGAAAUCAUGUGAAGGUAAUAUCCGGUUCAUCUGAAAGUGCGACCGGUAUGAUUGGUUCUAUUAAUGGGAAUGUGGUGUACUUGGUAUCAUAUACAACUAAAGAGACUCUCUGUGUAUUCGCUGAUGAUGCUGUUGAGAGUUCUCUAGUAACAUCUGGUUUCAGUCGUAUGGGAAAGUAUGAACUACAUGACCUUGUAAUACUAGACAAUAACAACUUUGGUGUGAUUAUACGUGUAGACAAUGAAGCCUUCCAGGUCCUGAAGGGUGUGCCUGGUAGACCUGAGGUAGCACUUGUUAGACUUAGAGAGAUCAUGACGAAAAUUGAGAAGAAAGGGAAUGCCCAAGAUCACUAUAAGAACCAAUUAGCAGUGAAAGACAUGGUAAAAGUUAUCGAGGGUCCUUGCGAAGGAAAACAAGGUUCUGUGGAAUACCUCUUCAGAGGAGUUGUUUUUAUUCAUGAUCGCUUUCAACUUGAGCAUGCUGGUUUUGUUUGUGCCAAAGCUCAAUCUUGUGUGUUGAUUGGUGGCGUACAGGGUGACCCCUUCUCAUCAAGGAUUGCAAAUCUCAGAACUCUACCCCGUGUUCCUCAAUCUGCAUUGGGAUCAUCUAAAGGUGGAGGCAGAGAUAGAGGUGGAAGAGGGCAUGAUUCUUUAAUUGGAGCUUCUGUGAAAAUUCGCCUUGGCUCCUUUAAAGGUUGUAAGGGGUGUGUUGUUGGUAUCAACGGAAAUUUUGUCCGAGUUGAACUGGAAGCCCAGAUGACAGUUGUUACGGUCAGUCGCAAUCUUAUUGCGGAUAAUGUUAAUGCGUCCACAUCAUUCCGGGAACCGUUUAGAUAUGGUUUGGGAAGUGAAACACCAUCACAUUCUUCAAGGACUCCUCUUCAUUCACUCAUGACACCCAUUAGAGAUCCUGGAGCAACACCUAUCCAUGAUGGCAUGAGGACGCCGAGUCUUGUCAGAGCAUGGAAUCCAAUGAGUCCACC